UGAGCCAUCUGAACAGAAGCAGGAACAAGAGCGUGAGACAUGAAGACAUGAAACUAAUCCUUCUUACUAUUUGCAGAAAACAACAAGCCUGCAAUGAAAAGGAAAGGAGAUACACAAUUUGCAAGGAACAUGCCUGAAUUCUGCGGCCAGGGAACGUGGCAUAUUAUUCCGUUCUUCUUUUCUUUCUUGUUAUGGCUCAGAACUGAAACAGGAAUGCCACAUGCUUCAUAUAUCAUAUAAUCAGACACAUGCUGGUGACUUCAUUUCAUUCUAAAGAGGAUUUAGUCAGGGUUUUACGCCCUGUUGACUGAGGUGUUCUAUUCUGGAGGAUUUACCAAAAUAAGCAGUGAUCUGGAUUUAUACAUGCUGACAGUGAUAUUGUCCUGGUGUCUGAGGGCUGCUUCCCAUCACUCGAACAGAGUGCUCAGCGCAGGCUGCUUUUGUUGUGUUACUGACUAACCUGCCCACACUUUUGACUGGGGCUGCUUCAUUUCGUUAUGGUCUUGUCCCAGUGUCUCAUAUACCACACCUUGGGAAGAAACAGCAUGGAAGGUUAGGAGAGCAGCUACAAGCAUGGGAGCCAAACCGAUGAAAUGUCUCAGCUCAUCUAGCCCUACACACACGCCUAAAGAGGAGUACAUUGUUGGCCAGAUUGAAGGACAGGGCGAGAUUGUAGGAAACUACACAGAGCAACCACAAAGCCUGAAUGCAGAUGCAGUAAAGUUGUCAUCCAAUGAGCCAACGCCAGGACCAGAGAACACUGGGACAGGAGAUGGGAGCUCCUGGGAGGAACAGCUUUAUGUCCAACAGGAGCAGCUGGAGAAGGAGAUGCAGGAGACUAGGAAGAUGGUGACAAGGCUUCAAGCUUUGCUACUUCAUGGGUCACUUCCUGAAGAUGAGCAAACAACUUCUCUAUUUGGAGACAGUGCUAUCAAUGCAGAGCAGCAGCUGAUAUUAAUUCGCAGUCGCCUCGAUCAGAGCAUGGAAGAGUCCCUGGAUCUGAAGAGGGAGUUACUGAGGUACAAACAGGAGGCACGAAAUCUUCAGGCAGUUAAGGAUGCCUUGCAGUACCGCAUGUCAAUACAGGAAGACUCAGUACUGCAGCUUAAACAGGAACUACUCCGAUCCAGCAUGGACAAGGAGGACCUAGCAGGGCAGAAUAUGGAACUGCAAAGGAAGCUGAGUGAUAGAGACAGAUUGCUGAGUGAAUACAAAAAAGAACUUGCACAAAAAGACAGACAACUUCAGCAGCAUCAGCCUAAACUGGAAGAGUCAGUGUGCACACUCAAUGAGACUAAUCAUCACAGGAUGUCUAGUUGUGAGAACAAUGGCUACAGCCAUAUGAUGGAAACGUUGUCUUCACCAUUUCCGCAUGGAGUGAGUGAUGAGCUGCAGCUGGUGCGGGAUGCUCUGCGCAGUCUGAGGAACAGUUUCAGUGGUCAUGACCCUCAGCACCACACACUGGACACUCUGGAGCAGGGGGUGUCCAGCCUGAUAGACCAACUCCAUUCCACUGACUCUAAGAGGAGGCAGGACAGAAAGGGCUCAAACAAAUCACCAGGGAGAAGAGCCAACCAUAGUGAUCGAGAGUCAUGGCCACCUAGUUCAAAAAUACCCCCCUCUCACAGUAGUCCUGUGCUCAGUACCUCCACCUCAACCAAAGUACUCUAUUUCACAGAUCGCUCUCUCACACCCUUUCUAGUAAACAUCCCUAAAAGAAUGGGGGAGGUCACACUUCAGGAUUUCAAGGCCGCUGUUGGAAGACACAACAAUUUUAGAUAUCACUUCAAGUCUCUGGACCCUGAGUUUGGAACAGUGAAAGAGGAGGUUUUCCAGGAUGAUGCUAUAAUACCUGGAUGGGAAGGGAAGAUCAUUGCUUGGGUGGAAGAAGACCAUAGUGAAGGCAGGUAACUGAAGACAGAAGAACAGCC
Molecule: messenger RNA, 1931 nt
Organism: Ictalurus punctatus (channel catfish)
Lineage: Eukaryota; Metazoa; Chordata; Actinopteri; Siluriformes; Ictaluridae
Gene: dixdc1a
Product: DIX domain containing 1a
Exons: 15
Coding region: 574-1911 (445 amino acids)
Biological process (GO): canonical Wnt signaling pathway
Cellular component (GO): cytosol
Source: RefSeq, a predicted model, not a curated record